GAGAAGUCAUUUCGGAUCCGUGUGAUUCUGCUUCCUCUCUUUGAUACCCUCUCAAGGUUCUCAUUUUCAUGGCGUUUUGAUUUGAACCCAAAACCAAAAAAAUCCUCAAAAAAUUAGAAACCAAAAAGAAAAAAACCAAAAAGAACAAACAUUACCCAUUAACUGUACAUGAAAUCAUCGUUCACCAGAAGAACAAGAAGAAAAAAGAAGAAGAAACUCUCACUCUCUUUUCAGAUCUAUCAAUAUCAGGUCACUUCACUCUCUAAAAUUUCUGGAGGGCCAACUUUUUUCUGGUAAUUUUCCCACUUUCAAGUUUCUUCGAAGAAAAUGACUGAGAUUUCUCUUUGCUCUUAAUUUAGGAUUCAGGUUUUUUUUUUUUCCUCCGUUUCUCAAUUUUUUCUUUUUUUCCCUUUUUUUUGUACAGUUAGAUGAUUAAUGGUUGUGAUCUACGAAGAUCUUGGUUGAUUCGAGGCAAUAGAGUUGUGGGUUUUUUAUUAUUACCAUGAUUUUCCUUGAAUCUAUGGAGUUUUUGAUCCAGUAUAUUUAGAAAAAAAGUGGCCUGUAAAGAGGAUUUAGUGGAUUAAGAGGAGAUUGGGUUAUCAUUGGACCGAGUUAACAUAGGAUCAGUGGGUUUUGAUUAUCAAAAUUAAGGAAAGUAUGGAGACUCUUGUUGUGGUGGCGCAUCAUAGGAAUCAGUACUGUAGCGGGGUGAAGCCACACGGACCAGCUCGGUUUGGGUCAUCACCAUCUAGAAAUUUCAGAGGGAUUAACUGUAGAAUUUUUCAAUCCGGCGCAGGAUUACUACCAACCCCGUUUAAUCAUAGCUCUACUCCUAUAACCAAACGGCCAUCUUCCCCUCACUUUUCAGCAUCAUCAUCUUCCCCAAAUACACCAUCUCCUUUAGCCAAUGGAACACACUCGAAAACCGCCAGGAGAAGCUCUCCUAUUCCUAUCAAGAACAACGGAGACCCUAGAAAUGAUAAAUCUUUUAAUGAGGAGAUUGCGGGGGAAGGUUUUCUGUUAUCUGAGCUUUGGGCUGGACCUGCUUAUUCCAAUUCACCGCCACCUAGCUCUUUGCCAAUACCCAAAUUCUCACUUCGUGUGAAGAGGACCAUAUCCCUUGAUUUACCUGCUGCUGACCAUGUUGUUGAUGUUCACCCAACUGCCAAGUCUGCGCCUGCAUCUCCUACCAGGGAGCUUAACCUUUCUGUGGCGGAACAUUUUCAUAGUGCUGACUCUGAGUCUGCGACUAAGACUUUACGUCGCAUUCUCAAUCUUGACAACACCGAUGAGUAGAAAGAGCAAAGGAGCUUUCAGCUCCCGUAAAUAAGUUUACUGUGCAAAUUUGGAGUUAGUUUUAGAUUGUAUAUAGAUUGAGUAAGAUGGUUGGCAGCAUGGAUCAGUAUGAGUUUUUUUAGCUUUCUUUGGCUGGUGGAAUGAGAAAAAGUUAUGGCAAUGCUAGGUCAACAAUCUCUGGAUUUUGCUUUAUGAAUUGAUGGUUUGUGAGAGUUUGGUGCUGGUUAUGAAAAACUUUGAUUAACAAGAUGCAUAAGGUAUGUGAUUUAUGGCUUUUGUAAGCUUGGAUGGAAUGGAAGAUGACUCAGGCUGUUCAGGAAGCUGAAGGGAGCUUUACAUUAGAAUCUAAGAUUGUCUGUUCUCUCCUUUCGCAUGAAAUUGCAAAGAUUACUGCCUAGUUAUCUCUUGGGCUUGAAGGAAACUAUGUACUUGUUAGCUGACAACUUUACUACAUCAAGUCCUUGGUGCUUAGUGUUAGUUCAGUUGUUAACUUUGACUAAUUUUUUCCUUUAGCAUCAGAUGCGAUGUAUAUACUGUAAUCUCUAGAAUCUCCACUAAAUUUCUUUCCCAAGUUCCUUAGGUUUCUGUUUUAUUCUUUUUCUGAUCAUCUUAAUUUCCUUGGUCUUCAAUCAGUGUCCUUUGUUUCUACUAGUCUAACUUUGAUUAGUCCCCUUGUUACUUUUUUCAACCUGUCAACUAGCCUGCCUAGAUGAUCGUUCGUUUUCUUGCAACUCUUUUCCUUUGUCCUUCAUUGCCUGAAUUGGCUGCUUAACUAUCAAAUAUCUUCCAUAUGCUCUUCUUUCUUUUGGUAAGGAUUUUUCUCCUCUACACUCUGCAGGGUUGUUUUCCCUCCUCACCACCUUUUUCUGUUUUUUAAAAAGGAAAAAUUGGGAAGAGGAAGUAAAGUGGUUAUCUGUAACUUCUGCUUCUGAAGCUUGUUAGGUUUUCCAAUGUUGCCAUGACCUGUUGCAAGUAUUGUUAAUGUCUUGUUCGUCCUAAUGGGUAAUUCCACUCUGUAGUGUUCAUAGAGCCCAUCUUUCUUGGAGAUUGUUGACCGUGCCAAGCUACUUACAAGGAAGCUACUCGGAUAAGUAUUUCAGGAGGCUUUGUUAAAGUAGAUGUGUUCUUGUUAGUUGUAGUCUUCAAUGCAAGUCUUGUAGGAACCGUAUCUGGUUCUAGCACUUCUCUGAAAUGUUUGUUAUAGGUGUAUUUGCCUUCCUUUUUUUUUUUUUGGGCCAAGUGUCAUCGCCUUUCAACGUGUUCUUUAAGCAGUGGCUUAUGUUGUUUUGGACUAGAUUUCUUUGAGCCAUGUUAAUGUUCAGGCUGCGGUAUGUUCUUUUGUUACUAGUGUUUUUCAUUUGUAUUUAUGCAUUAUGAUGCUUUUGUCAAGUAUGUUGGAAUGUCUAUUUAUUGGAAUGUUAAAUUAUCAUCGUUGGCAAGUAGUUUCCUCUUCGAGCCCGGUAACUAGAGGCCUCGAAAUGCUCGUGUUCAUUUCGCAAAAGUUCAAAUUUGGGAGUGAAAUGGAAAAUGGGCGAAGCACCUGCCCCACUCUUCCCAAAAAAAAAGAGUCAGUAUUAGUUCUUUCGUUGACUCGGGCGUCGGUGUAGUUUAAAGGUGAACAUUAUAUGAACUUAAAACACCACAUUGUUACAAGUCCUGAGAGAAACCGUCAGCUUUGUCCCGGACUAACAAGCUACUCAACGAAUUUGAUGGUUCCCGGUCAGUGCAGAGAUUGUUAAGUGUCGCCAGUUUUUUGGCGAAAAGUCGGCACUGGAAUUGGCUUCUGUUGAAAUGUGGAUUAUCUUCACCCUUUCAAACUUCCUGAAGAGGGUCUCCUGCAAUCGAAAACAAGUGGGGAAUCGAUUUGAUCACUAAUUAUAUAUCAUAGCAGAGCAGCUAACACAUCAGGUUCAAGUUCGAAGAACUCUAUCCCAGGAUUUACUGUCAACUGAAGACCAUUCCCACACUUGUCACUGCCCAUAGCUCAGCCAUCACACUAGAGUAGAACCCAAUACUCCUGACAAAGCCCCAAUAUCCACAGCCUUAACUUAUCACGAAUAAGACCGGCUUGCUCUCUCUUCCCUAGGGGGCAGGAUUAGAAGAGGAUGCUCCAUUGGUGUUAGUUUGUUAGGUCAAUCUUGGAUUUACCCCUCUUUAUUCUCAACAUUAAAGAGUAAUCCUGCUGAAAGGGUUGAUAACUUGUAGUUGAUCCUUUUGUUCUCCUUUCUACUCGGAUUUGGGAAGCCUACUGUGAAAA
Molecule: messenger RNA, 3553 nt
Organism: Durio zibethinus
Lineage: Eukaryota; Viridiplantae; Streptophyta; Magnoliopsida; Malvales; Malvaceae
Source: RefSeq, a predicted model, not a curated record